AAGCGAUCGGUGGAGCGAAAUAUCAAACAACUGCCAGUAGGACUUUUCACUUAGGCUUGUCUGUGAAGAGGAAAGAUACAUUUCCCCGCCCCUUUCUCUUCUGAUAUCUGAUGGAAAAUUCAUCGUCUUCACCUGAAGUCAUUAAUUUUUUUUAAAUGGUUGUGUUAUACUGAAGGAAUCGGAACUCACCUUAAUGAGUUGCUUGCUGAGCAUCUGAGCUCAGUUUGUCAGUGGCAGAAAUCCUGAAACCAUGGGUCACCCACAUAUGCUUUGAGAUGCGUUAGAUGCUUUUUUUUUUCCUGGAAGCCCUGCAACAACUCUAAACUUUGAAUAUAUUGUAGAACAGAUCUAUGGUGAAGCGACUUCCAGUCAUUUGGAAAGGAUGGGAUGAAAAGGAACCUUGGUGAUAAUUUUGAUGUCUGCAAGAUUUAGUACCAGUGUAAUGGGAUUAUCGGUAACACCUUCACUGCAGAAAAAGCCACCUGGCGCUAUAACUGGCAGCAACUGAGAACUAAUCCUUUCCCAUCUCUUGGAUGUCAUUCAUGAAGCUGAAAGCGAUUUCUAUCCUGCUAACUGUGAUUAAUUUUAUAAACAACAACAAAAAAUCAGGCCAAUGGUGACAGAGUCUACAUAGAACUAUGCUUCGUGGUGUUCUGGGGAAAACCUUUCGACUUGUUGGCUAUACUAUUCAGUAUGGCUGUAUAGCACAUUGUGCUUUUGAAUAUGUUGGUGGUGUUGUCAUGUGUUCUGGACCAUCAAUGGAGCCUACGAUUCAAAAUGCAGAUAUUGUCUUUGCAGAAAAUCUUAGUCGACAUUUUUAUGGUAUCCAAAGAGGUGACAUUGUGAUUGCAAAAAGUCCAAGUGAUCCAAAAUCAAAUAUUUGUAAAAGAGUAAUUGGUUUGGAAGGAGACAAAAUGCUCACCAGUAGUUCAUCAAGUUUCUUUAAAAGCCAUAGUUAUGUGCCAAUGGGCCAUGUUUGGUUAGAAGGUGAUAAUUUACAGAAUUCUACAGAUUCCAGGUCCUAUGGACCUAUUCCAUAUGGACUAAUAAGAGGACGGAUCUUCUUUAAGAUUUGGCCUCUGAGUGAUUUUGGAUUUCUACGUGAUAGCCCUAAUGGCCACAGAUUUUCUGAUGAUUAGCCAACAUUUAUUCUUUUGAUUUGAUUAUUGCCUCCUGUUUAAGUAAAGUUAUUAUUGCCACUGAAACCAUGUACUUACUAAUAAACUAUUUGCUAUUCA
Messenger RNA from Myotis davidii, 1238 nucleotides. RefSeq names its product inner mitochondrial membrane peptidase subunit 1 (gene IMMP1L). Gene Ontology annotation, molecular function: serine-type endopeptidase activity. Bases 639 to 1139 code for a protein of 166 amino acids. Lineage: Eukaryota; Metazoa; Chordata; Mammalia; Chiroptera; Vespertilionidae. The transcript has 8 exons. The record is from RefSeq and is a predicted model, not a curated record. Gene Ontology annotation, cellular component: membrane; mitochondrial inner membrane peptidase complex.